Messenger RNA from Populus euphratica (Euphrates poplar), 2119 nucleotides. Its product is annotated as Polynucleotidyl transferase, ribonuclease H-like superfamily protein. Lineage: Eukaryota; Viridiplantae; Streptophyta; Magnoliopsida; Malpighiales; Salicaceae. Bases 145 to 1875 code for a protein of 576 amino acids. The record is from RefSeq and is a predicted model, not a curated record. The transcript is spliced from 14 exons. Gene Ontology annotation, molecular function: exonuclease activity; nucleic acid binding. Gene Ontology annotation, cellular component: nucleus.
UUAAACAUAACAAUAAACCCAAAUUUGUGCAAGGGUUUUCCUACGUCUCUUGCAACGAACGUUCUGUUCUGCUGUUGUUGUGUUUUUGCGUUUGGAAGAAGAGAGAGAAACAGAAACAGAAACAGAAACAGAAACAGAAAGAAAAUGGGAGAUUCCGCUGAGCGUAAAAGCGGGGUUAAGGAGGAAAAAACGAGCGAUUGCAGCAGCAGCAGCAACAGAAAGGGGAAUAAAUUUUACGAUAUCUAUGGACCAGAUGCCAGAGCGGAAGUUGUUUACAAGACGCCGCCAGAAACGAGCUCAACUUUGAAUCUGCAAGACGUUCAAGGACUUGUAACUUGGGUGCUUUCUGAAGGAUUCAUGCCUUCUUGGGUGUUUAUCAAGAACAAACCUCUGAUUCCAAAAGUGGUUAUGCUUUAUGUACCUGGCCUGGAUGCAGCUUUAUACAUAUCACAGUCUAAGUUGCUUGCUGGCUUUAAAGAGUGCUGUGGGAACCCAAUGCCACUUUUAUCUCUUAGCUGUGUUUCCGAUGGAAUGCAGACAGUAGAUGCGCUUCUAACAUGCAAGAUGAAAAGAAAGAGAAAUGAAGUUGAUUCAGUUUCAAGGAAAUCUUUCCUGACUUCUGAACAAGAAAGAAACAAUUCUAGCAUGGGAAAUAUAUCAUCAGCAGGACUCAUGAAAGAUUUACCUUUCCCACUAUCAUAUUAUACACUUACAGCUAAAGAAUUGGAAGACAAUGGAUAUUGCAUCAAUCAACCAGGUUUUGUUUCUACUGUUUCUGCACCUUCAGGUUGUGGUCCCUAUGAUAUACUGGCACUUGACUGUGAAAUGUGUAUCACAAACGAGGGUUUUGAGCUAACAAGAGUAACCCUGGUGGAUAUUGAAGGACAGGUGGUGUUGGAUAAAUUGGUUAAACCCUCAAAUGAUAUUGUUGAUUACAAUACCAGGUUUAGUGGGAUUACAUAUGAGAUGUUGAAUGGGGUAACCACAAGUCUUAAAGACAUUCAGGAAGACUUUCUAAAGCUGGUUUACAAAGAGACCAUCCUGGUUGGGCAUUCCCUGGAGAAUGAUUUGUUAGCUCUAAAGAUCUCUCAUGAAGUGGUGAUUGAUACUGCACUAUUAUACAAACAUCCCCGGGGUGGAAAUUAUAAAUCUGCUCUUCGAGUUCUUUCAAAGAGAUUUCUUUCUAAGGAGAUACAGCAGUCAGGGGCUGGGCAUGACAGCAUUGAAGAUGCAAGAGCUACUAUGGAACUGGCACUAUUAAAGAUAAGAAAUGGACCUGAUUUUGGGUCUCCCCCAUCAUUUGUGCGGAGAAAGCUCCUUACAGUUUUGAGUGAGUGUGGUAAAACCUCCUCAUUCAUUGAUGAUAUUUCCAUAGUAAAGCGGUAUGCAUCUGGUUCAUCCCAUUCAUUUCCUGUGUCUUCCGAUGAGGAAGCACUUUUGAAAGCUAGAAAGGAGGUUAAGAAUGGUGGAGUACACUUUGUCUGGGCCCAAUUUUCAGAGUUGAAUUCCUAUUUCAAGAAACAAGCAGAGGAUGAAGGGAAGUUAAAUGGAAAACUUGCAGAGAUGAUAUCAUUACUUACAUGUGAAAAGAAGUCAACCAACACAAAAGGCAUGAAAUGCAAUAUGACACCCCAACUAAAGGAAAUUCUUACUAGUAUGGAUGCUAGGGUUCGUUGCCUCUACUCCACGCUACCAACUAAUACCAUGCUUAUAAUUUGCACUGGACAUGGAGAUACAGCAAUAGUGAAUAGGGUAAGGAAAAUGCUCGCAGAGCAGAAAGAAACUGCCAUGUCUCGUGAGAAGAUUGUCAAGGUCCUGGAAGAGCUCCAGGCCCAAGCUGAAGUAGCGUUAUGUUUUGUUGGUGUGAAGAACUGAGGACAUGCCAGAUAGAGAAGGGUCUUUGAUUUUUGACCUGUAAUCUGUUGGUGUUUGCUCUUGUAUCAAGCUUUUCACAAUUUUGGUUGAAAAAAAGUUAGUGAGCAUUAAUAGUGUCAUCACUCAUUGAAUAGUAAGGAAAUUGUGUAAAAUUAUUAAUUUAUUUCUUGAAUGAUCUAGCUCGUAAGAUUUAAAGAGAGACAUUUCUAGAUAUCAAAAUGCAUGGAAGAAUUCAUUGAGCUUU